This is a messenger RNA of Triticum turgidum subsp. durum (durum wheat), 1536 nucleotides long. The record is from the annotation of a GenBank genome assembly. NCBI's taxonomy places the organism in Eukaryota, Viridiplantae, Streptophyta, Magnoliopsida, Poales, Poaceae.
AUGUCAAUUAUGUUCAUUUCCAUGCUACUUGUGCUACUUGUUCCCCUAUACUUGUAUCUCAAGGCUAGCAGUAGAUCUAAGAACACAUCAGUGUUUCCCACAAACUGGCCAAUAUUGCAUAUGUUCCCUUCCUUCAUGGUCAAUGUCCACAACUUGCAUGACUAUCUCACCAUGGUCCUCGCCGGAUUAGGCCACAACUUCAGGGCGCACGGCCCACCCGGGACCGGGAUGCGGUUCUUCGUCACGUGCGACCCUGCUAAUGUCCGGCACAUCUUCACGACCAACUACACCAACUUCCCCAAGGGUGCUGAGUUCGCCGCAAUUUUCGACAUCAUGGGUGGCAGCCUCUUCACCGUCGAUGGUGAAGACGCUGCCGCCCAGCGUGGGAAAUUGAAGAGCGUGCUCAGCAACCCGCGGAUGAUUGCCAGUACGGAGGCAUGCUGCCGCAACAAGGUGGAGAACAUCCUUCUCCCAUUGCUCGCCUACAUGGCGAGCAUCGGCACUCCUUUUGACGUGCAAGAACUGAUGUCAAGGUUUAUGUUUGACCUGGCUACUAUGUCUCUCUUUGGUGUGGAUCCUGGCCUCCUAUCAUUAGACAAACCACCCAUGGACGCCGUGGUCGCUCUGAACACAGUCAUGGAGGUGGGAUUUUUCAGGCACACCAUGCCAGCUUCUUGCUGGAAAUUAAUGAGGUGGCUAAACAUCGGCCCCGACAGAAAGCUCUCCACAGCGCACAAAGUGCUACGAAGGUUCCUCAUGGAGUUGAUGGAGAGGAGGAAGAUGGAGAUGAUGGAGAGGAAGAUCAGCACAUGUCAUGUUGGUAAUGAUGAGGAACAAGAUGGUGUGGAUAUUAUGUCUUCCUACCCAGACUACGUUGAUGAUGACUUAUCCUAUGCCAAGAACAUUGGCUACAUGCUCGCUGCAAGGGACACAAUUGGAACGACCCUGACAUGGGUUUUCUACAACCUCGCCCAGAAACCAAACAUUGUGUCAAUCAUCCGGAGUGAACUCUCACCCAUUGCAUCAUGCAAAGAAGCAUCCGGUGUGGAUACCAUGAUGAUCUUUGAGCCGCAUGAAACCAAAUCUCCAAUCUAUCUGAGAGCCGUCUUGUACGAAACUCUUAGGUUGUACCCACCGGCACCUUUCGAGCGCAAGACGGUGGCCGCCAAUGAUAUUAUGCCGAGUGGCCAUGAGGUGCGCACCGGUGACACCAUCCUUAUUUCUCUCUACUCCCUGGGGAGAAUGGAGGGCGUGUGGGGUAAUGAUUGUCUCGACUAUAACCCUGAUAGGUGGCUCUCGGAAGAUGGAAACAAUCUAAGGUACGUACCAUCUCACAAGUUCUUGGCCUUCAACUCGGGCCCAAGGAUAUGCCUUGGGAAGGAAAUUGCGGUUAUGCAGAUGAAGACCGUCAUCACCUCAAUGUUGUGGAACUUUGAUAUGGAGGUGAUGGAAGGGCAAAGCAUCCAGCCCAAGCCAUCUUGUAUACUGGAGAUGAAAAAUGGGCUCAUAGUUAAGCUAAAGAAGCGAGAGAUGUAA